Lagopus muta (rock ptarmigan) is the source of this 2596-nucleotide messenger RNA. RefSeq names its product NFKB inhibitor alpha (gene NFKBIA). The coding region runs from base 867 to 1898 and encodes 343 amino acids. Gene Ontology annotation, molecular function: protein binding. NCBI's taxonomy places the organism in Eukaryota, Metazoa, Chordata, Aves, Galliformes, Phasianidae. The record is from RefSeq and is a predicted model, not a curated record. The transcript is spliced from 6 exons.
GCAAGAACUGCAUGCACAGAGUGGAGCAUGACUUUCCUUCCCAUCACAUAUCACAGAGACAGAUUAAAAUCUUUCACAGCAGAAGGUGAGUUGUCCUGAAGGCUGAUGCCAUACCUGCAGGCCUGCAGCCAGUGUGACAGUUUAACACAAGUCAUGCACAAUAGCAUGGAUCUCUCAAAUAAAUUAUUAGCACUGUGACACACUCAAGGCUUUGGGACCUGCGGCCAACACAGACAAGCUCUUCUCCUGCAGCCCUAGGCCCUGCGUGGAGCUUCCCUCCCCCGAGACUGUUGCAGGACAGGCAGCGCCGGAGGGCAGGUGUGGGUGCUGCUGGGACAACGCGGGCACAAGGACGGAGCACCUGGAGCAGCACAGCAGGUGCUCAGCGCGCUGACCGCAGCCUCAGUAUCCACCCCUCUGGGCAGCGACGGGCUUUAUAGCGCCACCUCGCCACCAGAAGGCCUAAAUCUGCCCUCGGUCCGACGCACGCCAGAUGAGCGCUGGUUAAUGCCCCUUCGGGGAGGCCCUCAUCCCGCGCCGGGCGGGGGAGCCCCGGGCGGGCUGCAGCGCAGGGCAGCAGGCCGGGCGCCGCAGGGAAGUACCGCGGGCAGCGCGUUACUCAGCGGGACGGCGAGUACUUCCCCGCGCCGAGCCCCCCCGGCAGGCGCGGCAGGGAAUUCCGCCGGGCUGGGCUGGGCCGGGCAGAGUUGGGCCGGCCCCGUCCCUCCCCUGCCCGCCCCUGGCGCCGAGCAGGACCGGGCUCGCCCGAGUGGCUGGAAAUUCCCGCGGCGGCGGCUCCUCCCCCGCAGAAAUCCCCUCGCCGGGGUGUAUAGGCGCUCGCUGCCGCCGCCGCCGCUCACUCGCGGAUGCCCGCUUGUCUCGGAACGUCGUCGCCAGCACCAGCAGCCGCGGCGUCGCGCCGCCCCGCCAGCCCCGCCGCCAUGCUUAGCGCCCACCGCCCCGCCGAGCCGCCCGCCGUGGAGGGCUGCGAGCCGCCGCGCAAGGAGCGGCAGGGCGGGCUGCUGCCGCCAGACGACCGCCACGACAGCGGGCUGGACUCCAUGAAGGAGGAGGAGUACAGGCAGCUGGUGCGAGAGCUGGAGGACAUCCGUCUGCAACCCCGCGAGCCGCCCGCUCGGCCACACGCCUGGGCCCAGCAGCUCACCGAGGACGGCGACACUUUUCUCCACUUGGCGAUCAUUCACGAGGAAAAGGCCCUGAGCCUGGAGGUGAUCCGGCAGGCCGGUGGGGACGGCGCUUUCCUGAACUUCCAGAACAACCUCAGCCAGACUCCACUCCACCUGGCGGUAAUCACAGACCAGCCUGAAAUCGCCGAGCACCUGCUGAAGGCUGGCUGCGACCUGGAUGUCAGGGACUUCCGUGGGAACACCCCACUCCACAUCGCGUGCCAGCAAGGCUCGAUCCGCAGCGUCAGCGUCCUCACGCAGCACUGCCAGCCCCACCACCUCCUCGCUGUCCUGCAGGCCACCAACUACAAUGGACAUACAUGUCUCCAUUUGGCAUCUAUUCAAGGAUACCUGGCUGUUGUCGAAUACCUGCUGUCCUUAGGAGCAGAUGUAAAUGCUCAGGAGCCGUGCAAUGGGAGAACAGCACUACACUUAGCUGUAGACCUGCAGAACUCAGACCUGGUGUCACUUCUGGUGAAACAUGGGGCAGAUGUGAACAAAGUGACCUACCAGGGCUACUCUCCAUAUCAGCUCACAUGGGGACGAGAUAACUCCAGCAUACAGGAGCAGCUGAAGCUGCUGACCACAGCUGACCUGCAGAUACUGCCUGAAAGUGAGGAUGAGGAGAGCAGUGAAUCAGAGCCAGAGUUCACAGAGGAUGAACUUAUGUAUGAUGACUGCUGUAUUGGAGGAAGACAGCUGACAUUUUAAAGCAGAAGUUUCUGUGAAAAGUGACUAUGUACAUAUGUAUAGGAAAAAAAGCCUGACUUUCUUCAUUUAAAAAGAAAGUCUAUACUCGAAGGAGAAAAAAGUACUGAGAUACUACACUGCCCAGCCAGGAGCGCGUCAUGCUAACAGGUUCCAUGUUCUGACCUGUACUUCAGUAACAGGAAUGGGAUGUGUAACAUUGUUAAGAGAUCAGUGAAUGUGCACACCAUCUGAUAAAGAGCUACGUUAUCUAAUUUUCUCUGCUGCAUGAGGAUAACAGACUGCACGUCCAAUGUACUGUAAAAAAUACAUUUGAGAGCGGCCUUGUGACACUAAGUGCUGUGAGGAGUGCUCAUCCCCUCGGUGGCAAGACAGGCCUGCACAAACGUCCCAUCUGCUUGAAGACUGUGAAGCUGGCAUUAGGUUAAGGCACUGCUGUGCCCUGCUCCCUGACCCUGGCUGCUCAGGGUUGAGGUGCAGCAGGUGGAGAAGUCUGACCAUGGGAAAGGUGUCCUGGCUGCUGGGAGGAAGGUAGCAAUGAUGUUAACUGUGGGCAUUGGAAACUGUGUGUUUCACACCAUGUGUGUCAUAAUUGCUACACUUUUUAGCAACUGUAAAGAAUGUAAAUACUGUACAUUUUUGUUUAUAAUUAUUUUGGUACCUGUGAGAUAUGUAUUUAUUAAAAAAGGCAAAUUUCUGUA